This is a messenger RNA of Rubroshorea leprosula, 3317 nucleotides long. Lineage: Eukaryota; Viridiplantae; Streptophyta; Magnoliopsida; Malvales; Dipterocarpaceae. The record is from the annotation of a GenBank genome assembly.
UCAAGAGGUGGGCUAAAUUAUCCUCUCUCUCAGUCUGAGCACCCCUUUUUCCUCACAACAAUGGUGGAAGUGGAGGGUCUGAGAUUCGACUCAUCAAUCUAACAGCCUUUGAACCGGGGAUCCCAAGGCCAAGAAUUUGGUUUCUCGGCCAACAGGACCUAGGGGGGCUAUUUGGUGAUUGUCUCUUUUGCUCUCCAGGCACAGAGUUGUUGGCUGUAACUGUACGGAGUUGAGAGAACCGUAUCGGUCUUAUGUCCAACCAAAACUUUCAUAAUUGGAAAUCUGAUAAUGGUUCUGGGAAGCAAAAAGAUUUGAACCAUUCCACUUUGUUGAAUGUAGGACAAUCUUGUAUAUAAACACAUCUUGUAUGGUUGAAUAAAGACAUAGAAACAGAGUUUCAUACCAGAUACAGAGUUCAUACCAGUAAGCUGCAAUAGUGGUAUCAGAGCCCACCUCCAACGAGACCUCUGACCUCUUUACUUCCCAACCAUGGACUCCGACAGCAGCUCCUCUAAAACCAACGCAAUCAACCCAAACUCAGCAGCCACCGUGAUCAACAAUCAACGCAGCCCCUUCUCAUUCAACGCUGCGGCUUUUCCCUUAAAGUUGACUCCAACUAAUUAUUUAUCUUGGAAAUCACAAUGCACUUGUCUUCUUGCAGGAUUUGAGCUCCUUGGUUAUUUGGAUGGUUCUCAUCCAUCCCCUGUUGCCACAGAACCAAGCUAUAGUCUGUGGGCACGCCAGGAUCAGUUAAUUCGCCAUGCACUGAUUACUUCCGUAUCCGACAGCAUUACACCAUACAUAGCCGCUACAGCUACGGCACAACAGGCAUGGGAAACAUUAGCGAGACUCUAUGCAAAUCGAUCUCGCACCCGUGUCAUCACCCUUAAGGAACGCCUGCAGAACAUGCGUCGUGACGGUCGCUCGGUGUCUGAAUAUCUCCGAGCACUCAAGUUUGUGGCAGAUGAAUUAGGGACAAUAGAUUGGCCUCUCACUGAUGAUGAUCUUACAGUCUACAUAUUGAAUGGACUAGGACCAGAAUUCCGAGAGAUAGCAGCCUCUCUUCGUACUCGUGAUUCAUCCCUCUCCUUUGAUGAUCUGCACGAUCGACUGGUGGCUCAUAAGGAAAGCCUUAGGCGAGAGGAACUUAAGGCUGAUUCUUCCCCAAUAACCGCACACUAUGCUUCAAUACCGAAGUCUAUGUCGUCUUCACAGGUUGGUCUUUUUCCUCCUGCCUCAAACAAUCGUUACUCACCUUCAACUUCUUCACAGAAUCGCAGAGGUGGAAACUCAUAUCAGCAAAGGCCCAACAACAAAAGGUGCGGUUCAUUCUCUAGGCCCAAUAACAUUAGUCGACCCACUUGCCAGUUAUGUAACCAGGCUGGUCACUUUGCCCGGAGUUGUCCCUAUCAUCGGAUCCAGAAUCUGAACCCCCAGGCCAACUAUGCUUCUUCUGCGACAGCUGCUGAUGAUUGGCUCUUAGACUCAGGAGCAACUAAUCAUGUAACCACUGAUUUGGCAAACCUUGCACUCCAUUCUGAGUAUCAUGGUCUUGAUGAACUCCAAAUUGGUGAUGGAACAGAGUCUACUUUCUCAUUUAAAAAUUCCACUUUCUUGUGUGAUGCCUCUAAUUCCUCAUCGACUUUCCGUGACAUGCCAAUGAUGCCAAACUCCACGAGUGCAGGUAUGAGUGUUGAGCCUCCUCCAUUGGUCCCUUGUGUACCGACUCACUCUCACCGCCCAUCUAAGUUCCAUAAUGUCCAACAAAGCCAUGAGCAACCUCCAGCUUCUAUUUACCCAUUAUCUACCCUUGUGGCCACUAGCACACCCUCUCCCCUUCCUUCCCUUACUUCACCAGCCUCUCCCAUUGCGACCAAUUCCGUCCACCAAUCCCCUGCCCCAUUCGAUUCCCACUCCUCCCCUCUUAGGUCCCCACCACCGCAACCUCUUCGGACUCACCCAAUGGUCACUCGUUCCCAAAACAAUAUUUUCAAACCUAGGACACUCUUCCAUGCAACCAAAUCUCCAUUGUCCCUCCCUGUUGAACCCACUUGUGUCACACAAGCUCUUAAGGAUCCCAAUUGGAGACAGGCUAUGUCCGAGGAGUUUAGUGCAUUGGUUCGCCAAGGAACGUGGGAACUGGUUCCUUCACACCCAUCUCAACAUGUUCUUGGUUGCAAAUGGGUCUUUCGCUUGAAAAGAGGCAAAGAUGGGUCCAUUGAGCGCUAUAAGGCGCGUCUUGUUGCGAAGGGCUUUCAUCAACGACCAGGUUCUGAUUCCUUUAAUACUUUCAGUCCUGUUAUCAAGCCUACCACAAUUUGUACUGUCUUAUCUCUUGCAGUGAGUAGGAGGUGGUCUAUUCAGCAAUUAGAUGUUAAUAAUGCUUUCCUUCAUGGACACAUUGAUGAGCUAUCCACUGGCACUCCUCUCUCUGAUGGCACCAAUUAUAGGAAAAUUGUUGGCUCUCUUCAGUACCUAUCUCUUACGCGGCCUGAUCUCUCCUUUGUUGUUAGUCGCUUGUCUCAAUUUAUGCAUCAUCCUACUGAUUCUCAUUGGCAAGCUGUGAAACGCGUUCUCCGUUAUCUUCGCGGUUCUGUCUCUCACGGCUUACUUUUGCGACCCCAGCCAACUUUGUCACUCCAUGCAUUUUCUGAUGCUAAUUGGGCUAGAGAUCGAGAUACUUAUACCUCAACCACUGGCUAUCUUGUAUUUCUUGGCAGCAAUCUUGUGUCCUGGCGCGCUGUUAAGCAACGAGCAGUUGCUCGAAGCUCUACUGAGGCUGAAUAUCGAGCUUUAGCUACUACUACCUCUGAAGUUGCUUGGAUUCAGCAUUUGCUUUUUGAAUUGGGUGUCUCCUCAUCUAUUCCUCCUGCCAUUUUUUGUGACAACAUUGGUGCCACCUAUCUUAGCAGUAAUCCUGUUUUUCAUUCUCGGAUGAAGCACAUUGCCAUUGAUCUUCAUUUCGUGCGUGAACUAGUUGAUCGGAAGGUUCUACAUGUUUCCCACAUUUCUUCUCAUGAUCAAUUGGAUAAUGCUCUUACCAAGGCCCUUCCCUCACUUCGGUUUCGUUCUUUGAGGUCCAAGAUCGGUGUUGCCGAUGGCACCUCCGUCUUGCGGGGGCAUAUUAAGGAAACUGAAUCUGCUGCAAUAAAGUAGGAAACUGAAUCUGCUGCACUAGAGUAAUUACCCAAGAUUGUAUAUUUCCAAUUAAUGUGUAUCUUAGAUCUUAUUCUAGUCUAAUUAGAAUUCCUGUAUGCAGUAGGACAAUCUUGUAUAUAAACACAUCUUGUAUGGCUGAAUAAAGACAUAGAAACAGA